AUGAACACGCUCCUGCUGGUUCUUGCCGUUGGCGUGUCGUUGGUCAACUCACAAGAGUGUUCGAGUCCAGCCGGUACGAAAAAGGCUUUUGGCAAAUACUUGACAUGCAUUAAGAGAAUGCUGGAUGAUGAUUAUGGUGUUUACGAAGAAGAAAUUAGAGAGCACAAUAGGAAAGCUGCGGCCGCAUGCUUCGCUCCAACAAUUGCGGCAGCAAAUACUAAAGAACGCUGUGUUCUGGCGACGUCCGAUCUUGAGCAGAAAGCUUGGGAUCGAAAUGGACCACUACGCGAUUGUUCUAUCUGCAGAACGUUUGCGGCUGGUGCAAUCAAGGCGAUACUGUCAACACCACCUGACGAGCAACGGUGUAUUCGUAAUGAAGUGACCAAAGCAGUGGCCAGAGAGGCUGACUAUUGUCUC
Anisakis simplex (herring worm) is the source of this 417-nucleotide messenger RNA. NCBI's taxonomy places the organism in Eukaryota, Metazoa, Nematoda, Chromadorea, Rhabditida, Anisakidae. The record is from the annotation of a GenBank genome assembly.